This is a messenger RNA of Mollisia scopiformis, 472 nucleotides long. RefSeq lists its product as uncharacterized. The transcript has 2 exons. The coding region runs from base 86 to 388 and encodes 100 amino acids. The record is from RefSeq and is a predicted model, not a curated record. NCBI's taxonomy places the organism in Eukaryota, Fungi, Ascomycota, Leotiomycetes, Helotiales, Mollisiaceae.
CUUAUUCUACAGCAUCGAAAAGUUUCAUCUUUGUUCCAUCACUCACCAAAUCAUACCAACAGCGAAGAGUGACAAAGAAUUCAACAUGCGUUUCUUCUUCAUCACUACGCUUAGUGUGCUCCUCACCACUUCGAUGGCAGCACCAACCUCAAUUACAGAAAGUCGAGCAGUGAACUUCGAACCCGUUGCCAACGCCGCGGUUCCCGACCUUGGGGAAAUCUUUGAGGGUCAUAAGACGAGCGCUGAGCAUGCAGCCAUGGGGAUUGGAUAUUCAAAGCGGACAGUCAACUUCAAGGCGGUUGAGGGGGCGAACGUUCCUGAUCUUGGAGAGAUAUUCGAAGGGCAUAAGACUAGCGCUGAGCAUGCUGCCAUGGGUAUUGGGUACUAAGAUAUACUGAGACAUAGGUUAGAACAUCUAGGAAAGAUAUGGUGGGUGGCAGUGACCAAGUAUUAGAGUUUGGAUAAUUCAGAG